This is a messenger RNA of Vollenhovia emeryi, 3685 nucleotides long. RefSeq names its product CCAAT/enhancer-binding protein (gene slbo). The record is from RefSeq and is a predicted model, not a curated record. The coding region runs from base 652 to 1728 and encodes 358 amino acids. Gene Ontology annotation, molecular function: DNA-binding transcription factor activity, RNA polymerase II-specific; RNA polymerase II cis-regulatory region sequence-specific DNA binding. The transcript has a single exon. Gene Ontology annotation, biological process: DNA-templated transcription; regulation of transcription by RNA polymerase II. NCBI's taxonomy places the organism in Eukaryota, Metazoa, Arthropoda, Insecta, Hymenoptera, Formicidae.
GCGCCAACUCUCGAGUGGGUACGUUGUCGUUGUCUCUGUCGUCGUCGUCGCCGCAUCAAGUUGUCUCGCUAUCGAGCAUCCACGAGUAGCGCGGUCCUUCCGCGUGUAUCCCGAGUGGGCCAAGAUCAGAAGCACGCGGCAAGCGUAUUACGACUGUGCGCGCGUGGGCCGCGGUUGACGCGCGGAGCAGACGACGGGAGUCGGGAUAACGAGAUAACAUUUCGUCGGGACGGGAAGACGCGUGACUCGGUCGUCCUCGAGGUCUCGGAAUAUAUAGAAUCCGGGGGACCAUCGAGCAAGUACUUGGAACAGUGUCAAAAAUCGCGACGCCGCGCGCCUCCGAGGGGACGAGGGGCCCGUUGGUUUGUCCAUGACGGUGACGGUGUGACACGCGGGACGGUUGGUAUCUACUCGCCGAGAAAAAGCACUCACCUCGUCUCCCGCCGGCUCGUCUCGGACGACGUAGUACGCACUACGACGGCCGAAGGGGAGGGAGUCGGAGUAGCCGAAGGCAGCGGCUAGCGAAGGCGCGACGCGCAGAUCGGCGAUUUUCUACGCACAAACGGCGGACGGACAUUGACGUGGUGGACAGGUGGUGGUCGCGGCGCCAAGUCGCGAAGGGAUUCCCCGUCUGUGAUGUGCGAGUGAGCGAUGGAGUCACCAGUCAUGUACGAUUCGGCGGCCCACCAGGCUCAGGCCCAGGGCACGGCUGAGCUGAAGAAGGCCCAGGUGCUCAACAACAACACCAGCAACCAGAACAACAACGCCGUGACGAACAACAAUUCCGCGCUGCAGAUCAACCACAAUCACAAUCAUCAGCAGCAGCAGCAGCAGCAGCAGCAGCAGCAGCAGCAGAACAGCGCGGUGGUGAAGCAGGUCUCCGGCAGCAAGGCGAGCUUGCACCAGCAGUACGCCGAGCAUUGCGCCGCCGCCGGCGAGCUGACCGAUCUCAAUGCCCCGGAGAUCUCGCUGGAUCUCCAGAACCUGAUCGACGACAACCAGUUCGGCGACGGUCUGCUGGACAUGCUCGGCACCAACAACGCCAUCAAGCACGUCAGGACGGGCGGUUAUCCGCGCACGACGCUCGCCUACAUGCCGCAGCCGGUGCACAGCGGCGCGACCUACCAUCAGAGCAGCAACAGCUGCAGCGACAGCAACAGCUCGAGCUCGGAGUCGCCCAGCAUCAAGGAGGAGCCGCUGGACCCGGCGGACUACAGACGCCACUGCCCCCAGUAUCCGCCCGCCGGCUACAGCCCGGUGACGAACAACCCGUUCGCCAACGGCGGCCAGACCUUCACCACCUUGACGCCGUCCACGAUAUCGGCCGGCCACCCGGGCGCGCCGGUCCACCAGCAGCCGCCGCGGGGCGGCCCGAUCAAGGGCCCGGUGAUGGCCCAUCAGCAUCACACCGCCGCGAACGUCGCCAGGAAGCAGACCAAGUCCAUCGACAAGGCGAGCGACGAGUACAGGCGGCGGCGGGAGAGGAAUAACAUCGCCGUGAGGAAGAGCCGCGAGAAGGCGAAGGUGCGAUCGCGCGAGACCGAGGAGAAGGUCAAGCUGCUGGUGAAAGACAACGAUCUACUCAAGAAGCGGAUCGAGCUGCUCAACGAGGAGCUCAACGUCCUCAGGUCGCUCUUCAGCAGCGUCGGCGUCGUGCCCGAGCAGCUCCACCGCGAGAUCUCCAGGCACCUCGACCAGUUCCAGCAGCACGCGGUCGGGCCCAUGUAGCAGCGACCGCAGCAGUGCACAGACAUUGCCGCGCAAUUCGAGAUGACACCGUCGACUUUCGACGUUGACUCGUGUCCCCGGGCUAUCAAGUCGCUCCGAUUGUGAGACCAAGUUAGUCGCGUCUUCCGCAUCCUCCCGCGUACCUCCUCCCCCCCCGCGACGUUGCGCGCAUCACCGUAGGAGAGGUCGUCUUUCGUCCUCCCUGUCUCCUCCCUCCCGCUCUUGCUCGUUUUCCUCCUUACUACGUCGUCCUUUGUAUCUCACUCGGCUCGGAGCGCGCGACGCGAGCGCACGUGCGUGCGUGCGUGCGUGCGUGCGUCGUCGCGCAAAGAGCCGCGAAGGCGCGAGCGUGGGAGGGAGGAAGAGGGAGUCAACGAGUCGCGUAGGAGGGCGAGCGAGAGGCGCGAGCUUGCGUCGCCUGGAGCAACGCGGUCGGCGUCGUUCACGUAAGAACAUUUCGUUGAACGAGAAGUGCUUAUGCCCGCGGGACGAGCGGCUCUUCGCUCCAGACUGUGCCGCUUGGACACUUGAGAAAUGAAUGAAGCGAAAGGGAGGCGAACAUCGAUGAAUGAACAUGAUAGAUCGUGCAGAAUCAAUCGCGUGACCCGCGAGCCGAGCCGGCGCGCUGCGAUUUUCCGAAAUGACGCCGGGAAUCGACGAAGCACGCGAGAAAGACGGGUCCGAUCCUUUUCUCUCUCAUUUACCGUACUUUGUCAUUCGCGUUACUGCCUUUUAGCACCUUACUUCCUUAGUACCGUCGUUCUUUCAGUCAGCACUCGCGGUUUAAGACUCGGACGUUCCGUCGAUUUCUCCGAAAGCCGUCGCGCCCCUGUCGGUGGCGCGCGAAAAAUCGCAACGCGAGGGGCCCCGAGUGCCCCGACAUCUCGAACAAAUCGUGCCUCGACGGUGAUUCACGCGAGGGAACUCUCACUUUUAGCUGUAUACUAUAUUUCGUACUACACAUAAACAAAAAAACACGCCUAACACACGUCCAACGCGAAAGACACGUAUACACGGCGCUGUAUUUAGAUUCGGUUCUUAGAUAACGUUAAAUUAAUGAGAAAGAAACCCUAGGUUAUCACUGUCCGAUUACCGAGUACCUAAAAAAGAAAGAAAGUCACAUCGAGACACGGCGAUCCGAUCGACGUGGCUCGCAUCAACCGAGGUGUCCAUCUUCUCUCGAUACGUAUUCGCUACCGUGCUUCGUCGUAUUCGACGAAGUCACGGCGAAGCAACACCGCCGAGCACUUUACCCACGCUCUUGUAUUAUAGUUCUAAUUAAUUUUAUUAUUAUAUUUGAGAUGUAUGUACAUAAAAAGCUAAUAUAUUUUGUUAGAAGAGAAGCAGAGAGAAAGAGAGAGAGAGAGUAUGUGAGAGAGAAACGGCCGGGAAGACUGGAGAACCGAGUGGGAUUGUAUGUACGCACACGCACACGUGACACGUGACAUCGCGUGCGCGAAUGCGUCGGGAGAGACGAACUGUUGUAAUUGCAUAUUUUAUUUUAUUAGCGGCGAGAGUGAAACCGACAAGAGAGAGAGAGAGCGAGCGAGAGAGAGAGAAAGAAAGAGACAGGCGGAAGAGUCAGAGAAUCGUACGUGUGAAUGGUGUGUGCAGUCGCAUGAAGCAGGUUUCAUCUUCGCGAUGUCAAGCUUGCACGCAAGUCCGAUGCCAGCGACAACAAACAGCGGUCGGGCCGGUCCGCGCAGUGCGCAUCGUUACUUUGCGAGCGAUUUAAUUAUUUGCGCAGCGCAAGACGUACCGCCGCAUGCGACUGGUGUGAAUGCGAGAGAGAAAGAGAGGGAGAGGAAGGGCGAGAGAGAGAGAGAGAAAGAGAGAUAGGUGUAACGCACGCGUGCCUUUGGUUGUAUGAUUGACGCAUGACGUUAGGGUACGAAAUUACCUGUCACGGUUGUCUUCUUGUCUAUGCACAAAUAUAUUUUGAUAUGAAACGUACAUA